GAUUGACAGUUCUCAACUUUCAGCACGAGCGUCAAACAUUCCCGCCACCUCAAUAAGAAAUCUCAGGUGGCAAGUAAUUUUUCAACUUGAUAAGGUCAUCAUUAGCGUUGCAACAUUUUACAGGUUUGUCAAGUUAGUGAAAGAAGCAACCUCAUUCUGUAGAUGUUGAUAACAUCUUUCAGGAGACAUAGCUGACGUUGGGUAGCUAACAGAUCGCUUGCUGCCAUCGCAAGAAAUGUUAUUUCCCCUGCCCCAUUUAUUAACUGGYAGCUUAUAACGUUAGCUAGCAGCUAUCUCGCUGAAACAAAAAAAACAUCUAGUUCAAGAGCUACUAGUAGCUACAUUGCGCUAAUCAAGAUGAAAGCCGCCGAGGAUCAAGUUGUGGAGGAUGAGGCCGGAUACCAAGAUGAUGAGGAGUCCUUUUUCCAAGACAUAGACACCCUACAGAAGCAUGGAAUUAACAUGGCAGAUUUAAAGAAGCUAAAGUCUGUGGGUAUCUGCACAGUAAAGGGGAUCCAGAUGACCACACGCAGAGCCCUGUGUAACAUCAAGGGUCUUUCAGAAGCAAAGGUGGACAAGAUCAAAGAGGCUGCUGGGAAGAUUCUGACCAAUGGUUUCCUGACAGCAUUUGAAUAUAGUGCGAAGAGGAAACAAGUGUUCCACGUCAUGACUGGAAGCCUGGAGUUUGAUAAACUACUUGGGGGAGGUAUGGAGAGCAUGGCAAUCACUGAGGCAUUUGGAGAGUUUCGGACAGGCAAGACCCAGCUCUCUCAUACACUAUGUGUCACAGCCCAGCUUCCUGGAGAGGACGGCUACACAGGAGGAAAAGUCAUCUUCAUCGACACAGAGAACACCUUUCGUCCAGACAGACUGAAGGACAUAGCAGACAGGUUCAAUGUCGACCAUGAUGCUGUGCUGGACAAUGUGUUAUACGCCCGAGCCUACACCAGUGAACACCAGAUGGAGCUGUUGGAUUUUGUGGCGGCCAAAUUCCACGAGGAGGGUGGUGUCUUCAAACUUCUGAUCAUAGACUCCAUCAUGGCUCUGUUCCGGGUAGAUUUCUCUGGCCGAGGGGAGCUGGCAGAGAGACAGCAGAAGCUGGCCCAGAUGCUCUCCCGUCUGCAGAAGAUCUCUGAAGAGUACAACGUUGCAGUGUUUGUCACCAACCAGAUGACUGCAGACCCUGGAGCUGGGAUGUCGUUCCAAGCUGAUCCCAAGAAGCCGAUUGGAGGGCACAUCCUGGCGCAUGCGUCCACCACACGAAUCAGCUUGAGGAAAGGACGCGGAGAGUUGAGAAUUGCCAAGAUAUUUGACAGUCCUGAUAUGCCUGAGAACGAGGCCACUUUCGCCAUCACUCCAGGGGGAAUUGCUGAUGCCAAAGAGUGAAAGACCCUCAUGGAUUUACAAGUAGAGGAGAGGAACCACAUGCAGUUUUUAGCAAAUCGUAAUUUUUUGAAUUCUGAUGAAGACUAUUUGUACUAUUUGGUGUUUAUAUGUAAAGUGCCUUCAGAAAGUAUUUAUACCCCUAGACUUUUCCCACAUUUUGUUGUGUUACAAAUUGUGAU
Molecule: messenger RNA, 1565 nt
Organism: Salvelinus sp. IW2-2015
Lineage: Eukaryota; Metazoa; Chordata; Actinopteri; Salmoniformes; Salmonidae
Gene: dmc1
Product: DNA meiotic recombinase 1
Biological process (GO): DNA recombinase assembly; chromosome organization involved in meiotic cell cycle; mitotic recombination
Cellular component (GO): condensed nuclear chromosome; nucleus
Molecular function (GO): DNA strand exchange activity; double-stranded DNA binding; single-stranded DNA binding
Source: RefSeq, a predicted model, not a curated record